Messenger RNA from Stegastes partitus (bicolor damselfish), 2477 nucleotides. RefSeq names its product Usher syndrome 1C binding protein 1 (gene ushbp1). The record is from RefSeq and is a predicted model, not a curated record. The coding region runs from base 179 to 2284 and encodes 701 amino acids. NCBI's taxonomy places the organism in Eukaryota, Metazoa, Chordata, Actinopteri, Pomacentridae. The transcript has 14 exons.
AUCACACUGAACGCUGUUAGGCAGACGCGCAGAGAGCAGACUGCCACACAGACUGACUGACUGUUGGAAAAUAUAAUUGCACAAAAUAGCAGGACUGAAGAAAACAUCUUCUCGUUUUGUUAAAUGUUCGAACACGUCACAAACUGAGUCACUGCUGCAGCCGUAAAGACCCAGAAGUAUGGAGGAUUCAGGGAGGAGCAGAUGUGACAGUCUGGAUGCAGGAUCAGGGUGUGACACGGAGCUGAUGAACCCAAGCGACCAUUUAAGCCUUGACCCUGAGGGCUGUGACCCGGCAGUCAACCUGGAGCCCUCGCAGGCAGAACUGGCUCAGUGUGAGGCUGAAGUGGGAACUCUGCUCAGCAUCAUCGCUGAACUGAACAAGAAAAUGGGGUCCCUGAAGGCUCCCAGUGAACCAGGUGACAUGAGACCACCAGGUCCAUCCAGACCUCUGGUUCCAGACCUUCUGUCUCACCGGCUGGUCAGAAGCAGCCCAGAGAGGAACGCUGCCUCCAUCGUCUCAUCUAAACCGCCAGUGACUGACCGAGGAGGCAGUGGCGUUGUCUGGACCAAACUGCAGGAGGUUUUAUCAUCAGUGGAGGACUCCAUCAGCUUUAGGAGGACCUGGGCCGUCCCCAUCACCGCCUCCGACCAGGACAAACAGAGAGAGCACCUGAGAGCAGCCGAGGACAACUGGGUUAAAGCCAGCCAGAUACUGGAGGAGAUGGAAAGAGAGUUUGGGAUUUCAUGCCCAUUAGGCCCGCCAAAGGACCAGUACCAGGAGGACACGCUGGAUGUGGAUCAAAGGGAGUCAGCUCUCAGAACCACCUUGCAGGGUCACCAAGAGGAGCUGCAGAGAGCGCAAAGCAACAUCAGCCAGACAGAAGAGGACAGGAGCAAGCUGGUUGGUCUCCAUAAGACCUGGAGGUCCGGCAGUCACUCCUCGUCCCUCCGGCUCUCUGCUGGGGCUACGAGUCCAGAUUGGGCCUCUCCUCCCUACCCUGGUUCACCGUUACUCCACAGAAGAACGACCAGGGCUCUGUCCGUAGGCGGGGACGGGUCUCCUCUGAGCUCCGUUAACUCGGGCAGUCCUUGUCCCAGCCCCAUCAGCCUGGAGUCUGAGACCGAACGACUGAACAGAUGCAUUGAGAGGCUGAAGGCCAGAAACGAACGUCUGACUGCAGCUCUGGAGCGAAGAAAGGGAGAGUCGGAGCUGAUCAACGUCACACUAAACAGACUGGAGUCUGACUGCUCGGCCCUGCAGAUGGCCCUCAGAUACUGUGAGGAGUGUGAGGAGGCCUACAGCGAGCUACUGUCACUUUAUGAUGCAAAGAAGCAGCAAAGCAUUCCUGCGCAGACGGACCCAGCAGAGCCAGUCGGUGACAGGCAGCCGCCCGACAGUCCAUCAGCUCAGCUCAGGAAAAUGGGAACUGAAGAGCUGUCCACCUCCUUCUCAACAGCAGGGGUCACAGAGGAGAUGGAAACACAGAGUCACACAAUGCAGAGGACAGCUGAGCCUGAGGUGGGUCGGGAGGCGGCUCUCCGGCAGCAAAUUGAGCGCCUGAAGAAGGACCGAGCAGCCAUUUGCCUCCCUAAGCCAAGUUCAGGGCCAGAGAGCAAACUGAGGCCUGAAGCUGGUCAACUGGCUGGAUCCAGAUAUGGACACAUGACCAAAAACGGCACCAAACCUCCUGACGGCAAGAAGGAGAAAGCUUCCCUGUUUUAUGAGCUCAUCUCAGUCAGGGAAGAGAUGUCCGAUCUGCGAGCUCUGAUCCGCCUUAAGGAGAAGGAGCUGAGGUGUCUGGAGUGGAGUUUGGUGGGCCAGAAGGCCCAGGAAGCAGCUGGAGUUUUCAUCCCAGAAAAUCUCAGAGAGGAGGUGGAGGACCGUAGGACUGAACAACAGAGGCUCUGUGAGAAUGCAGCUAAGUUCGGAUGUGACGGGGACAUCAUUGGGCCCAGAACCAGACCGAUUCUGAAAGAGCUGCAGGCGGUCCUGCUGAGGGAACAAGCCCUGAAGAAGAGACUGGCUUUGGUCCAAGACUCCCUGAACGCAGCUCUCUCCGACAGCGCCACCCACAGGAGGGACAACGGAGAGCAGAUCGCUCGGCUCACGCAAGCUCACAGUAAAGCCUUGAGUUCGUACCGGCAGAUUCGCAGAAAGUACCGGGAGCAGGUGUGGAGGCUGGAGCAGAAAGUGGUGGCCAUGGCGGAGAGUCACAACCAGAGUGGAGCAACAAAAGCAGCAGGAGAAGCGUUGGAGUGGAGGAGGGAGGAGACGGUUCUAUGAGACGUGAACUCUUCAGUCAGAGAACCAGCCAUCCUGAGAGCCACAUGUUCUUCUUAUCAGCUGCAAUCUACAGAUCUGCUGAAUGCUCCUUCAAGACUCUGCUGUAAUCUGUUUUGUUUUGUUUUUUUUAUCAGAUGCUUAAAUUUGUAGUUAAUUUUUUGGCCUCGUAAAUAAAUAUUUAUCUACCAACUCA